GAGUUAGUUCUAACCGAUUUAGUUGGUUUAGUAUUAGGACGAAUUAAAUACAUACAUUUUGAUCGAGGUACAUGUGCUUUGCGGAGUGCCAGAGAGAAAUUCUACGCAACGAUCGAACAUAUUUCAGAUGUUGCAAUCUGAGAUACGGACGUAAUAGACUAAAGUUUAAAUUCACAGGAGAAAAAGGACCAGAUGAACAUGAAGAAAACAUAUUCUGGCAUUGCGAGGUCCACCGGUGGAAGGCUGAGGAGGCCAGAGAGAGGAGAGGCAACAAGUCCUACUGGUACUGGUACUGCACUUAAGAGGUCAUUUGAAGUGGAGGAGGAUACAUCCACAAACCCUUCCCCUAUUACCCGUAGAACAACCAACCCUCUGCGCUCCUCCACCUCUUCUGCAAGCAGCCGCUUCUACGACUCGAGAUCCCUCAACUCCGAAUCCACCUCCAGGCACGCUUCGGAUUCGUCCUCCAACCAGCGCUCUCCAAAGUCCAGCCUGCGCCGCAUGGAGUUAUCAGGGGGCCGCAUCCAAGACGCUGGGUCACGCAGGACGGAGAUCUCCAUCGACAUAUCCUCGAAGCAGGUGGACAGCUCACCUAGUCCCGGUAUCGCCCGCUUCGGCUUAAAGAGACCUGAGGUCUCGCUCCAGAGUAAAGCCACAGAUGUGCCAGUUCACAGAAGGGCUGAGGGUAACCACAGCAGACCCCAAGAACCUCCAACACCUCCUAGGAGAGCCGACCCGCCAGUAUCUACAUCCCGGAUUCCCGAGCUGUCCCAGAAGCGAGCAGAGCCUCCCAGCCCUCUUGAGAUCUCAGCUCCAUCUAGACGGGCUGAGAUGCACAUUAACAGACAGCUGGACACACCGUCUCCUGCGAGGGAGUCAGAGAACAGCUUCACCUCAGCAGCCAGCAUCACUCCUACCUUCAAUGAAUACAAAACCCCUCCAUCAGUACAUGAAGCCCCCGCAAGGCCUCUAGAGAGGUCAGAGGUCAUUUCCAGCUACAGCAGCAGUAGCAGCAGCAGCAGUAGCAUCAUGGCAGAGUCUGUUAUAUCAGAGAUGCCCCCAGCCAUGUGCUUGGAGAAACCCAGCGUGGACUUCAGCUACGUGGGCAUCGAUGCCAUCCUGGAGCAGAUGAGGAGGAAGGCCAUGAAACAGGGCUUUGAGCUCAACAUCAUGGUAGUGGGUCAGAGUGGUUUAGGGAAGUCCACACUGAUGAACACGCUCUUCAAGUCUAAGGUGAGCCGUAAGUCUUUCCUGGGCACGGCUGAAGAAAAGAUCCCUAAAACCAUCGAGAUCAAGUCCAUCAGUCAUGAUAUCGAGGAGAAAGGAGUUCGAAUGAAGCUGACAGUCAUAGACACACCAGGGUUUGGCGACCAGAUCAAUAACGAGAAUUGUUGGCAACCCAUAAUGAAAUUCAUCAAUGACCAGUAUGAGCAAUACUUGCAGGAAGAGAUCAAUAUUGACAGGAAGAAGAGGAUCCCAGACUCACGAGUGCACUGCUGCAUAUACUUUAUACCACCCACAGGACACUGUCUUAGGCCUUUGGAUGUGGAGUUUAUGAGACGUCUUAGCAAGGUGGUGAAUAUCGUUCCUGUCAUCGCUAAGGCUGACACCCUGACUCUAGAGGAGAGGGAUUUCUUCAAAAAGAAGAUCAGGGAAGAGCUUCGAGCCAAUGGGAUUGACGUCUAUCCACAGAAAGAGUUCGAUGAGGAUGCGGAGGACCGAACAAUCAAUGAGAAAAUAAGAGAGAUGAUUCCUUUUGCAGUAGUAGGAAGUGACCAGGAGUACCAGGUCAAUGGGAGAAGACUCUUGGGAAGGAAAACAAAAUGGGGAACUAUUGAAGUUGAGAAUAUUGCCCACUGUGAGUUUGCCUACCUGCGGGACCUCCUCAUAAGAAGCCACAUGCAGAACAUUAAAGACAUCACCAGCAGCAUCCACUACGAGAUGUACCGCGUCCGUCGGCUCAACGAGAAUAACACUCAGGCCAACGGCGUGCACCAUCCAGCCUCCCACGAAAUCUAGCGCCCUCAAAUGAACAACCCCUCCGCCCCUGUUCCUUACUCCUCUCCAAUCCCCAACCCUCCAUUUACCUUACGCUCCUUUCCGCCCCCUUCAAUCAGCCAUGGACUGAGGUGAAGAGGUCCAUCAAGAGAAGCACAUAAUGACUUUACCGAGAAACUCCACGGUGCUCUUAAACCCUCAAGCCAUCUGCACGGGCACUGGAGGGCCGAAGAAGGCAAAAAUACAGCUGUUAAAGAGCUUCUCUAUAUACUGCAUGCGUUUGACUCACUCUGUUAAUGCUUCAGGUCUGUGUCUGUGCGUGCAGAGGUUGAUUACGAGGCAGUUUCUGAUUGGUCAAGCUGUGCAAAAAGCUCUUCACAUGCAGCAUCACUCUUCCUUCAAUCGCCAUGGUUAUUUUACAGAAUGCUCAGAACGCUCCUUUUUAUGUGAUUUGUCAAAUGCUCUCUUAAUAUUUAUGCUUAAUUUUGAGCGAGACAGAUACGAGACAAGGCUAAGUCAUCUUUUGAACCCAGAGCUGAUGUGGCAGCACCUUAAAAUUUCCAUUCCACGUUAUAAAACUACAGGAUAUCUGAUAUCUAUACAUACUAAACAAAUACUAGUUGCCUACAGCAUUGUGGAGAACCUGGUGUGUCAUUGUUUCUGCUAUUUGUUUCAUCACAUCUGUGCAAAUAAUUACAGGAAAACUGACUCAUUGGACCCCUAGUACCAUAUAAAAACAUAGUGAUGAUGAGUUACAGGUUUGGGAUUUGUGUUGGAAAGAUUAUCCAAACUGAAUAGUAUUUAUGUGGAUUAAAUGAGAUCGUUACAUACUUUAUACAGACGAUCUUAUUUAUUGCAGAAUGUGACCCGAACUGGACAGAGAAUAGCAGUGCGUUAAAUUAAUUUUAAUGAAUCAUUUAAUUCUGUAUACUGUACACUGUUUUUAUCAGGCAGUAUUCAGUGCCGUUUAUCUUAAACCUUCCAGAACGUCUCAUUCUCUUCCAGUCAUGCUGAAUAUGUGGAAAUCUUUUGUCAGUUUAGGUGUCUUGUUUUGUCUUAGUCUAGAGGUAAGGGCCUACAGGAGAGGAAACUUUAAGUGCCAAAAUGUCUGUGUGCCUUAAAGCUGCCUGCAGCGUUCUUGUCUUCAAACCCCUUUAUUAAUGCUCAUCAUUGGGAAAAUAUCUUUGUUUUGUACUGUGCUGUAUAUUCAUAGUGAUUCAAUUUUUGUAUUGGUAUUCAGAGUAACACAAAUAACUUUGAUAUCCUGUUAUUUUAAAGAAAUAAAGAUUUAAAUGGUAAGUAA
Molecule: messenger RNA, 3301 nt
Organism: Ctenopharyngodon idella (grass carp)
Lineage: Eukaryota; Metazoa; Chordata; Actinopteri; Cypriniformes; Xenocyprididae
Gene: septin9a
Product: septin 9a
Exons: 12
Coding region: 193-2019 (608 amino acids)
Biological process (GO): cytoskeleton-dependent cytokinesis
Cellular component (GO): septin complex; microtubule cytoskeleton; septin ring
Molecular function (GO): molecular adaptor activity; GTPase activity; GTP binding
Source: RefSeq, a predicted model, not a curated record